Spodoptera littoralis (African cotton leafworm) is the source of this 642-nucleotide messenger RNA. The record is from the annotation of a GenBank genome assembly. NCBI's taxonomy places the organism in Eukaryota, Metazoa, Arthropoda, Insecta, Lepidoptera, Noctuidae.
AUGAACGUUAAGUCUAACUAUGUUGAAGUCAAGCCACGCCGCCCUUGGAUGGAAUGUCCUCAGCUCCCAGAUGACAGCGAUAAUGACCCAGGUCUGGCUUUCAUCUACAAUUUGGACCAACUGAUUGUAACCGAACAAAGGGAUGGCUUGCACGAUAUCAUAGGUAACGAAGGCAUCGCUUACACCAUCUUUAAUAGCGUCGGGCAGAAAGUGUUCCUAGCAGUGUUGAAUAAGAAAUUUAGAAAUUUCAACAUAAAAAUUUUCAACAACUACGGCAACGAAGUUAUUAAUGUCGAAAAACCUUUUACUUGGUGGACAAACAAGGUGCUGGUGUGGGCUCCUCCUGGGAAUUUUGUGGGGUCUGUACAGGAGCGGUCCAAAUGUAUAUUAAACAAGUACACAGUUAGAAAUCAAGUGGGGACGAAAAUAUUGAAAAUACGGUCCGAAGGUUUUGGUCGGUACGUGUACAAGGUGUACCUGGUGAGUACCAGGUAUGCUAUCGGAGUGGUGAGGGAACAGAGUCCUGCGGGUUAUAUCCGCAAAACAAAGAACUUCGGCGUCUCGUUUCCCGCUGAAAUGAACGUGUACGACAAGGCGGUGCUACUGGGAGCAUGCUUUCUCAUCGGCUUGUACAAAUACUAA